AGUGUUUUCAAUGAUAUUGCCCAUGGGGAAAUUAAGCUAGUACUCAUAAUACGUAAUGAUCUCGGUAUGAGCAGGGGAAAAGCUGCCGCACAGUGCUGUCAUGCUACUCUCUCUUGCUAUAAUCAUGCUCUAAAGGCUACUCCUGCAAUUGUCAAGCGCUGGGAAUCACAGGGACAACGUAAGAUUACGUUAAAAGUUGAAUCGGAAGAUGAGCUGUUUGUUAAUUUUUAUUCAUUUCCCCUUAGGAUUGCCUUAAGUACUCUAGCUACUUCUAAACAUCUUUUAAACUGUAUAAUUCACGAUGCCGGUAGGACUCAAGUUCCGCAGGGCACUGCAACCGUUCUCGGGAUUGGGCCUGCAAGCACGAAAGACAUAGAUGAGGUGUCAGGUCACCUCAAAUUAUAUUAA
This is a messenger RNA of Protopolystoma xenopodis, 408 nucleotides long. The record is from the annotation of a GenBank genome assembly. Lineage: Eukaryota; Metazoa; Platyhelminthes; Monogenea; Polystomatidea; Polystomatidae.